Molecule: messenger RNA, 3409 nt
Organism: Pararge aegeria (speckled wood butterfly)
Lineage: Eukaryota; Metazoa; Arthropoda; Insecta; Lepidoptera; Nymphalidae
Gene: Dok
Product: docking protein 3
Exons: 2
Coding region: 160-1803 (547 amino acids)
Biological process (GO): positive regulation of MAPK cascade; cell surface receptor protein tyrosine kinase signaling pathway
Cellular component (GO): cytoplasm
Source: RefSeq, a predicted model, not a curated record
AUAUUGUCAAAUUCUCUUUCGUACAUAGGAACUGCGAAAUGUGAAAUACUACUAAAGGCUCGAAAUAUCUUGGAUUUAUAUCAUUCCACAACCCACACAAGUGCAGUGAUAUGAUUAUAGACUCUUUACAAAUAUAUUAAGUUGAUAUAAAUCCCCACGAUGGAUCAAGACGAUGAAAUAAAAUCUGGUUGUUUAUUAUUUCCUCCAGCCGGAGGGAACAUGUUCAGUAAAUUCCCUAAAAAGAAAAAUUGGCAGCAAAAGUACUGUAUACUCUUCAACGCUAGUAUACAAGGUAUUGAAAGACUAGAGAUAUAUGACAAUAAAGAAGAUGUUACUUCUGGGGCCAUCCCAAAAGUUAUAACACUUGAAAAUUGUAUAAAAAUAACACAUUCUAGUCCAAACAUGAUAACUAUUCUGGCUAAGUCUAAUACUCAACAAAUAAGUACUCAGUCUGAGUCAGAAACUCUAGAAUGGGUGACAGCUCUCCAGUCUGUAGCAUUUAAGGGAAGAGACUCCAGUCCCAUCAGUUGUGAUGAAGACAAUGAUCUAUACUGUUCAUCUGGAGAGGGAGUUUUUUCUGUAAAAAUGUGCACCUCGGAAGCUUCAACUAGAUGUGGAUUCGAACCUAUUCGGUACCUCCUGUUGUUGACUGCUACAGCAAUUGAACUGAGAGAUGUCAAUGACAACAAAUUAUAUGCCACAUGGCCAUACAGAUACAUAAGACGUUAUGGUUACAGACAGGGUAAAUUUACUUUUGAGGCAGGCAGAAAAUGUGAUACGGGAGAGGGAAUCUUCCACCUUGAGCAUCCCAAUCAGUCAGAAAUAUUCAAAUGUUUGUCUUUAAAAAUGAAAACAAUGAAACAAAUGAUUGGAAAUGAUAACCUUAACAGUCCAGAACAUGCAGAGUUCAAUAUUCAGCCUAAUGCUAAUCUCUUUCCUGGAUCAAGGAGUCCACUAGUGGCAGCCAAACCUGAUGAUCUGAACUUAAGUUCUCUUUCUUUUAAAACAGCCUCAGUAUCUAGCCACCAGACUACUAGUACAGAUAGAGAUAAUGUACCACUUCUAAUGCCUAAGCCAGCUCUGAAGCCCAAACCCCAGAAACCUCCUCGCAAAAUCAUUAGCCUCCAUAAACCUGUAAGCAAAGAUCUCUCUAGUUCAACAGAUGAAAGUGUUGAUUUUGGUAGGUAUAAAAAGCUUGAUAAUUAUGAACCAAUUGAGCAAAUAAAACGUGACCAUAGUCCCCCUUCAGUGCCAUACGAUAAAGUUGAAGUAAGAAGUGAAGCUUGGAAGACUUUGGGUAUUGAUGACCCUGACCAUAUUGAGUACACCCCUAAUUUGGGUGAUAAUCCCAACUGCAUGAAACUAAUAUCAAGAUCACAGGAUAAUUUAAACAUAACAGGGCCUGAUGCAUCAAGGAUUAUCCUUUUACCCAGUCCUGUAGUCGACCCAGAAGAUGAGAACUAUGACAGAUUACAAUAUUUUGGGUCCACAAGCAAAUUGAAUAAGUCUUCAAAGUACAAGAAAAUCGAAGCCCGACCCAACACAUUAGCUCUUGGUGAGCCUAAGAAUAAAGACACAUGGAAUGAUUAUGAUGAAGUUGAAAAUGUUAUGCAAACCGCCAGGUUGGCAGAUGACUCUCAUUUAGGAUAUGGCAUGAUAAGGAAACCUAACACACCUGGCCCACAGGUGCCCACUGCAGCUCAAGCUCAGGCACUUCAAAACCAAGUGGGGUUGGUAGAUAUUACCCAUAAUACUUGCAAUGGUACAGAUUAUGCAAUUGUAAGCCGUCCAAAAAGAGUCUAAUCUAAUCUAAUAGUAGUUGUUCUGUUCCACCUAUGCUUUAAUGAAAUUCCCAAGUACUUUUUUAAAAUUUAUAUUUUUAUUGAAGAUCCUGCAGGAUAAAAUCUGCAUCUUUUACACUACAGCACUUAGAUUAUUAAUCAAGGUGCAGAGCACUAGCUGCAAGAGACAUGCAGGUUCAAAUUCCAACAAUUCUGUAAUUUUGGUGCAUAUUUAUAAAUGUAUGUAUGUGUAAUCAAAUAUACAUAUGUUUAUAAUAAGAUUAGAUUUAAAGACUGAAAGAGAGAUUCAAUGAAAGUGUUCACUAUUUUAACCAAUAUUACGAGAACUUUUUUGUGAAUCACCUAAAAUAUUAUGAAUGUGAGCAACAUUUUGUAGCAUAAAUAUUUUUUUAUUAAAACAAGAAUAAGUAUACUGCCAAGUUAAAUAAAAACACAAAAAAGGCAGACGACGCGACGUCCACAGUUCCAUGUUAUAGUUACAUUCCCAAGUAUAGAAAUUAUACUAUACUUAUCACUCUUGUGUUAUACUUACUUGCGAUUUUCGCUAAUUUACUUUCAGUUAUUGUUUCAGAUAAAGUAGUGUCUGUUUUGCAGAAUAAAUAAAUAAAUCAUUAUAUUACCUCAAAUUAUAUUUGGAAAGUUAAUCAGACAUGAUUACUAAACCAGCAGUGUUUCCCAAACAGAGAACAUAUCUGAGAAAAUGUAUUUCAGGCUAAGUAUUUUAUCUAAAUCAAUAUAAAAAAAUAUUGUAUUAAUGUUUAUAAUGAUUGUUAAAACAACUUUAAAGUAUUAUUAAUACCUAAAAUUUAAGACUUGUCUUAGCAUUCCCAUUUUGAUGUUUAUUUUGUAUAUUAUGUUGAAGAUCUGUAUGAUGUAAGUGAUUAGUAUUAUAAUGUAUUUUAUACACAAUUUAUAGAGAUUAAUUCAAUAAUAUUUAAUUUACAUGUGAUUAAAUAGUGCCUUAUAUUUACUGAAGUAUGUGUCAAAUAUUCAAAGUAGUUUUAUGAUGACUUAAAAUUAUGUCAAAUUUUGUGUACUAAAUGAUAGUCAAUAUGUUUGAUUACCUGAAGCAUAAGUUAAACUAUACGCUAACUACAAGGAGUAAUUAAAGAACAUACACAGGAUUCAACUGGAGGUCAGAAAUAGUUCAAUUUGAUUGCCUAGGGUGGUAAUGUCCAUAUAUUUUGCAGUAGAAAUCAUCCAAUCCUUGCCUUAAUGAAAUUGAGUUUCGCCAGUGCGAAAUUUCUGCCAUUCAUUCAUACAGUGUACAACAUGCAUGUAAGUUGUCUUAAAACAGUUAUUUAGGGCAAGUCUAAAUAUCCAUUCGGAUUUCAAAACAAGUACUACACAUGAAUAUAGAUUUAAAUAUACUUAUAAUUAAUUAUUUAGGUAGUUAUUCUCUAUGAAGUUUACCAUAUGGUGCCAAUUUAAGUACAAUAAAUAAUUAUUUUAUACAGCACAAAUCUGUCUUUAUGCAAAUGAACGUUAUGUAUGUACACUUCCAUAUUUAAGUGUAUAAAAUUGCUCUGUUACUUAUAUUCUAAAUAGUCUGCUCAUAUUAUUUUAGUAGAGGAGCCAUAUAAAAAAAUAAAGCCAUGUAAUCCUUU